UACUCUGCUAUGAUCAGUCUGUUGGCUACAAGAUAAUCACGAAACCACAUUGAUUCUGUUUACAACAACGAUAUACGAUAAUUUCCGUUUUGUAUCUGCCGGCAUCAUCAACCUGCCAUCGGCUGAACUAGUCGCCUUCGACAUCUCACCCGACAGUCGACUCUCAAUUCGAGGUCUGCAAAAAUUGAUAAGUCAUAAUAAAUCAGUCCAAAAUGACAACACCCUCCGUAUCCGCCAUCUCCGCCUACCGGCAACUCCUCCGCGCCACCCGUAUAGCUUUCAAAGAUGACUAUAGAGUCCUCCUAGCCGCUCGCACCGAAGCCCGUAAACAAUUCGACCAACACAAACGGACAGCCGUUGAUACACCCAUGCAGAUCCAACAUGCGCUCGAAACGGCGAGUAUAUUACGACAUAACAUAGUCCAGGGCGCACGGGAUGCGGAAAAGGAGGAUGCCAAAUGGGAACUACGGAUUCACGACGACAUUGAGCGAGGGGAUAAUGAUUCUGUAAAGAUUGGGGGAAAGAAGGUUAAAAUUGAGAAGGCUUGUUCUUGAUUAUUCGAUUAUUUAGCAGAUUGGCGUUUGGGAUA
Talaromyces stipitatus ATCC 10500 is the source of this 589-nucleotide messenger RNA. RefSeq names its product mitochondrial complex I protein Fmp36, putative. The transcript is spliced from 3 exons. The coding region runs from base 213 to 554 and encodes 113 amino acids. NCBI's taxonomy places the organism in Eukaryota, Fungi, Ascomycota, Eurotiomycetes, Eurotiales, Trichocomaceae. The record is from RefSeq and is a predicted model, not a curated record. Gene Ontology annotation, biological process: mitochondrial respiratory chain complex III assembly.